CAAUAAGAAGUUUUCUUAGAACUGGUGAAAAUAGCGCUUGGAAUAGGCAAUCACGAGGACACUGCGAUAACGCAAACUUUGUAUCAGCGCCGUUUUUCCGGCCUUUUUUGUCUAAAAGAGUCGAAGAAUGAAAUUGGUGUUCGCAGCACUUUUUCUUCUUUCAGCGUGCUGCACGCGGGGCAAUUCUGGAGGAUGGGGAUGCCCUGAUUACCCCACCAUUUGUGAUUUCCUUUGCAAAGUAAGACUAUAUGCAUUUGGCUACUGCGAUAACGAGCAAGAACGCGAUGGUUGCCAUUGUGUUAAUGCAACAACAUAUGAACUCCAAGACGGUGAGCUUUCGCAGGAGUACUUACACGAUGCUGGAAGAUAUGUGAAAGUUUUAGCAGGUCACGGAUGCCCGAAGAUUUUCGACUGUGCUAUUAUUUGCCUUCUAAGCGGUGGGGAGUUCGCUUUAUGCGGUAGAAACAUUCCAUAUCACUGCUAUUGUUACCUGAAACUCGGGACAGCUGCGCCACCCACAGCAACGUCUACAACGACUGCACGCCCUUCGAGAGUUCGGCCUUCCGACUAUGUUCGACAUCGCGCGUGCCCCAAGGGCGGACCUAUAUGCGAACUAUAUUGCCAGCUUGAAGGAAGCCCCUUUGGUUACUGCCUUCCUGGAGAAAAAUACUGUCGCUGCGUUAGCCCGCAAUUGCAAGUUGGUCCUGGUGCCGAUAAAUCGUACAAGUACUACUAUGACAAUGGAAGCUACGUUAAAGAAUUGAAAGGCACACACGGCUGUCCAAAAUUGGCCGGCUGUGCCAUUGCUUGUCUCACAUCACACAGGGCCUAUCAUGCAGUUUGUGGCCGAAACCCACCACAUCGGUGUUACUGCUACAUACGACGACAUUAAUGACUCGCUGGAGUUUCAAGACGGAUCGCCGGCAGGCGACGGCCGGUUUCCGCACUACCUGCGGAGAUUCAGAAUUGGAGAUAGCAGUGUUAUAUUUCUGGGAACGAUGCAAACUCGUAUGAUCAUCAUUUUGAAAAUUGCGUGAGAACUAGGAUGUGCCGAGACUAAUAAAAAAUUAAAUUCCGGCAUACGUGCAGUACGAAAACAACUGAACUCAUAAAGGGCAAAAAUUGCACUUUGUAUUUUGGA
Molecule: messenger RNA, 1141 nt
Organism: Dermacentor albipictus
Lineage: Eukaryota; Metazoa; Arthropoda; Arachnida; Ixodida; Ixodidae
Source: RefSeq, a predicted model, not a curated record